Molecule: messenger RNA, 1055 nt
Organism: Drosophila obscura
Lineage: Eukaryota; Metazoa; Arthropoda; Insecta; Diptera; Drosophilidae
Gene: GMF
Product: glia maturation factor beta
Exons: 3
Coding region: 158-574 (138 amino acids)
Biological process (GO): negative regulation of Arp2/3 complex-mediated actin nucleation; actin filament debranching
Cellular component (GO): actin cortical patch
Molecular function (GO): actin binding; Arp2/3 complex binding
Source: RefSeq, a predicted model, not a curated record
UACAGUAUAUUUCUGAGACUCAAAAACCAAACAAACAAAAGGCAAGGCAGUGAUAUUUUUGUGAAGUGUUUAAUUAAGCGAGACUACUCCUCAAGAGCUGCCAAAGAAGUACCCAGCCCAGAUCCAGCGCCCAAAUAUUCCCCAUUUAACUAUAUCAAUGGGUGAUAACAAAAUAUGCGACAUCAGCAACGAAGUGCUGGAGGAAUUGAAGAAAUUUCGCUUCAGUAAAAGCAAAAACAAUGCGGCUUUGAUAUUGAAAGUCGACAGAGAGAAGCAAUCUGUGGUAUUGGAUGAAUUCAUUGAUGAUAUAUCUGUGGACGAGCUGCAGGACACACUGCCAGGCCAUCAGCCGCGCUAUAUUAUCUAUACAUACAAAAUGGUGCACGAUGAUCAGCGUGUAUCAUAUCCGAUGUGUUUUAUUUUCUACACACCGAGGGAUAGUCAGAUUGAACUGCAGAUGAUGUAUGCCUGCACCAAGAGCGCUCUACAGCGCGAGGUGGAUCUCACGCGUGUCUACGAAAUACGCGAACUGGACGAACUAACCGAGGAGUGGCUCAGGGAGAAGCUAAAGUAGAAGAUCACAACAUACCAUUCCAGGCCGUUGUUCAAAGCAAUAUUUUAUGAUAACUCUUAUUUUGGAGGAGCUUCUUUUACUACUACAUAUAUACACUUUAUAAACUGGAGAUCAAGAGCCAAUACCAACGAUGCAAAUGCAUACCAAUACCAAACAAACCAUUCAAUAUUGAAAUACGACAAUUUUUUACGACACAAAUCAAUAUAUUAGUUUUAUACUAUAUAUAUACAACAGUAAUGACAAUUUUAUGUACCAGUUAUACACGUACAUGUGUAUGUGUAUAAGUUUUUAGUGUGUUUAGUUUUUGCAUUUAAGUAUAACGAAAGGGAGUACGAUCUUUCCAUUGACAUUAGCAAUCGUAAUGAUCUUAUAGAAGCUGUGCUUGCCAAAUUCUACAUGUAUUUAUAGUAAAGAUACAAAGCAGACAUGCAAAUAUUCCAUUUUAUAAAAACGACAUAAAUAAAAAGUGUGUUCAAUACGA